AUGUCGUCGUCUUCUUCUCAUGAUGGAAGGCACCAAUCCUCUCCUUUCGGACAUCCGGUGUUGGACAAGCUUACACGGGAUAACUUUGUCCUGUGGAAAACUCAGUUCCUGCCUGCUGUUCGAGGCGCCAAGGCGCUUGGGAUCCUGGAUGGAACUAUCCCCGAGCCGCGACAAGUACUUGAAGCUGAAGUCGACGGCAAGAAGAAGGAAAUUCCCAACCCAGAGCAUGACUCAUGGGUGGAAAAAGAUCACACGACUACUCUCGGCACGGUGAAUUCGGUCUCCAAGGAGGUCCGGCGAGCCGGGAGACCGAAUUCACCGUGUAGCAAAGGUUGUUGCAGUCGUGAUGCCGGCGAGGACCUCCUUGGAGACCGAAUUCACCAGGCGUUAGGGGCUAUGUUUGCAGGACAAUCAAGAGCGCGGAUUACAAAUCUGCGCAUGCAAUUGACCACCACCAAGAAGGGCAGUCUUACCACGUCAGACUAUUUCAACAAGAUGCAAAACAUCAAGGAUGAGCUCGCGUUAGCCGGCGUCGUCAUCAACGAUGAUGAGGUGGUUGCUCACCUACUUAAUGGUUUAGAUUAUGAUUAUCACCCCUUUGUUUCCUCUAUGAUGGGCCGGUCAGGAGACCUUUCACUUUCUGAAUUAUAUUCAUUACUUAUGGAGUACGAUCUUCGGCUCGAGAUGUAUCAAGGAACCGAUCAAUUUCAGUCUUCAGCUAAUAUGGCAUCCCGUGGUCGUGGAAGCCGUAGUCGCUCUGGUGGUCGACGUGGAGGUCGAUCCAAUUCAGGGCGUAAUGGACAAAACAGUAAUCAGAAUUUCACCAGUAAUACUCAAGGCAAUAGCUCGCAAGGCACAAAGAAGGAGGAUGAUUACAAUGGUGUGGACAAGGAGGGCUCCCGCGCUGAGAUACCGCUGGUCGCUGAUGCAAUAUAUCGACACAUACAGAAGCAUCUGAGCAGCAGGUUCUUGGUGAUCUUCAACAACGGGAGUUGCAACGAAAUAGAUCUUGAAAGCUUCGGCUUCCCUCUGUCAGGAUACUCAAGGAACAAAGCGCUGUGGUCAUUCCAAGGAGGGUUCCGGCUCUACCCUAGGACGGCUGUCAAUAAUGCCCUGGAGAGCAUGAAGAUGACAGAUGUUUUUCUCUCAGCAGCCUCUGACCCUGACCCUGCAGUUAGUGGCUUUAACUUGUCCAGCAUUUUGCACCAUGAGGCUGCAGAAAUUGCACGCAAGAUCAAUAUUGGCGGCAUCAACUGGCCUGCAGCAGCAACCGAUUGCUUCUUGUACAUGGUGAAGCUUUGCCGCAUGGGCAGUCACUUGAUGGACUAUGAUUUGGCUACCCAUAGCUGCAACUAUUGGAAAUGCGAUGACGUCAUACAGCUACAACAUGGCACUGAUGAUGAUGAUGAUGAUGAUGGUAGAGUGUGGCUAUCCUAUGAUGCUCUGCAGCAUGAGAUGAUACUAGAUGUGGACUACUACCAAAGCCCAUCUUUUCCAUCGCCAGUAAGCCGCUUGCCAGAGCAGAUAUCAUACUGGACUUCACCGACCUGUGGGUUCAUGCUGAUUCCGGAUCAGAAUGGCCGUAUUCCUAAAGGCAUGUUCCAACAAUAUGACACACUUCGUGUGCUCAAGCUAUCAGCCUGCAUGUUUAGCUGCACAUCUCCUCCGUUCCUCUGCUGCCACAGCCUCAGAUUUCUCUGGCUUGACCACUGCCGAGAAGAAAGCAGCAGCACAGAUGGAGAUGGAGUAGCAGGGAAUGAGGACAUCCCUCGGUGCUUCCAAGGGCUGUGGGUGCUGGACGUGCGCUACUCAAGCUCAAAGUUGUUGUCCAGCAGGAUGAUAGAUUUCAUGGCUCAACUCAGGGAGCUACAUGUGAUGGGACAACAGUUUGACAUGGGCGUGUUGAAGGGGCGGCUGCAAAACAUUCGAAAGCUCCGAGUAACAAAGUCUCAUGCCACAGCUAGCUACUACACAGACAUGGGAGGCUUGUUCUCGGGGAAGGAUAAGAUGGAGCUUCUUGACUUCUCAGCAAAUAGUGGUCACAUGACGAGCUUCCCUGCGGUAAGCAGCUGCAACAGCCUUGAGACCGUUAUCAUUAACGGGUCUACAUCUUUAAAAGAGGUAUCCCUGAAAGGGUGUGCCACACUGAAGAAUCUACUCUUGAGUGGGUUGUUCCAGCAGCUCUACAGCCUAGACAUCACUGGCACUGCAGUGAAAACACUGGAUCUAAGUGCAGUGGAGGCCCCAAUGCUCGAUCAGCUCUUCCUACUUGGUUGUGGGAAGCUUUAUGCAAUCCUAUGGCCACCUGAAGGCAAGAGGAAAAGAUACAUGGGCAAGCUACGCAUGGACACCACCCAAAAGGAGGGCAGCAAUACUACUGCCACUAAAACAGCAGCUAUGAGCGGAGGUGGAUCACCGGUUGAAUUUGAUUGGUAUAUUUCUGUGAGGGAAGCGAGGAUCCUUGGGUCACUUGUGCCCGUCAAAGAUUAUUUUGGUCCCAAUGAUGCGCAUGUGGUGAUUUCAACAACCCCAUCCCAUACUCACCGUCUCCGUGCUGAUGCCGCCGGUGGUAACAAAGGUAACAGAAUGAAGGGUAAAGACCAUAAUUCAAUAUAUGCAGAUGUCGCCACCACCCUUAAGGAGGACACCAUCAUGGAUUUACAGGCCGAUGGAGGAGAUUGUGAAGCUUGGGCGACCAUGUGUGCAUGUCCUCCUCCCCCAAUCCGAACCCAUACUGCACCAUCCAUUCAAACCAAAGCUACAUCCCAGGACUGCUAUAUGCGCAUAGAAGACAAGAUGAUGAGAACCGCACUACAAGCUGGAAACCAUAUUACUGUACCAGGAUUUAUAUGUGAUGCUGCUAAGAUCCUGCAUGUGCAGCAUAGCUUGUCCAUCACCAGUAUCUUUGCAGCUCCGUUAGGAUCAAGUUGGAAUAAACUGGAGUGGUGUCGAGUCGAGCGGUGCCCCGAGUUGGAGUGUGUCUUUAGUCCUCAAGUAGGUGCAGUACCAGAUGGAAGUAGCAGUCACAUGGACAUAUUCAAGAAGCUCAAGAUAAUCUGGGCGUCACAUCUCCGCAACACACGCUGUGUCCUGGAGCGUCCUAGCUUAGAAGGACCCAGGUAUAGAGCAUUUGCAGACCUGACAUUAUUGCACCUUUACCGCUGCCCCAGGCUGCUAUAUGCUGUACCCUUGCAACUCAAAACGAUGUCCUUGGAAAAUUUGGAGACCCUCGAGAUCAUGUGGUGUGGCGAUCUCAGUGUGGUCUUUCACUUGUAUGAGGAAACCAGCGACCGUGGGAUGUACCAAUGUAGCUGGAAUUUUCCCAACCUGAAGGUCAUUCACCUGCAUGAGCUUCCAAGGCUGCGGGGCAUCUUCAAUGUCCCCUGGUAUGUCAUGAAUGCCCCAAAGUUUGAGACUGUCAGGAUCAGGGGCUGCUGGAGCCUCUGGACGUUACCACCUUUCUGUAGGAUGGUGAAGUGCGACUGCGAGAAGGAGUGGUGGGAUAGGAUGAAGGAAAGUCGUCGCAAGGUGCUGACGCACUACCACAAGCCGACCCACUCACGGUAUUACAAGAAGACCAUGCUGAGGGGAUCCCUCCUCAGGUAA
Miscanthus lutarioriparius is the source of this 3606-nucleotide messenger RNA. Lineage: Eukaryota; Viridiplantae; Streptophyta; Magnoliopsida; Poales; Poaceae. The record is from the annotation of a GenBank genome assembly.